AUGCAAUCCCAAGAUCACCAACUGGCCAGCAAUGCAUGGGAAUUUCCACCCAUCAAAGAUUCCAGCAGGCCUUCCCCAACCGAAACCCUCCUCGGAGGUGGAGCUGGCCUCGAACACAUUCUUGGCACGGCUGCCUACGGUCAGCGUCCAAUUCACAUCGAUCUUGGUCAAGGGCCCAAUGGCCCCUCCCUUGGUGGCGUUGUCAUCGAUCCUCAGCAAGGCGUUGUGAUGCCGGUUGGCCCACAAGGCUUGGUGGGCCAAACUAACCAGCCUCCCCCAGCUAGUAGCCGACUUGAUCGGCAUCUCGCCGAUUCACUGGCCACCCUCCCGAGAUGGUCCGAGGAAGCACGAGUCUUCCAACAAAUCUCAUCCUCCUCCAAAAACCCCGCAAAGAUCCAACGCGUGAUCCUCAAUCUCCUAUCUCCACGCGCAAAGCAAACAGCCAAAGAAGACCUUCAGGAACAAGAGAAGCUCUCCAAGCUGGCCAGUGAAGCCCGAUGUAUGCGAGAGAACAGCUUCUCACAAGUUUAUAGUCGAGCCAGCAAGGCGCUGACGCCCGUCACACCCAAGUCGACGAGUAAAUUAAGGCGCUAUGAUCUCCAACUCUUGUUCUGA
Molecule: messenger RNA, 615 nt
Organism: Puccinia triticina
Lineage: Eukaryota; Fungi; Basidiomycota; Pucciniomycetes; Pucciniales; Pucciniaceae
Exons: 2
Coding region: 1-615 (204 amino acids)
Source: RefSeq, a predicted model, not a curated record